This is a messenger RNA of Camarhynchus parvulus, 1109 nucleotides long. RefSeq names its product cystatin-A-like. Gene Ontology annotation, molecular function: cysteine-type endopeptidase inhibitor activity. Gene Ontology annotation, cellular component: cytosol. Lineage: Eukaryota; Metazoa; Chordata; Aves; Passeriformes; Thraupidae. The record is from RefSeq and is a predicted model, not a curated record. The transcript is spliced from 3 exons. The coding region runs from base 741 to 1037 and encodes 98 amino acids.
UGGCACUGGAGCUAAAAAGUGGAUUUUAUUGCACAUUCAGUUGCUGUUAUGAUUGCCUGAAUGCAUCUCUUGGUUUGAUGGGAAAGAAGCAGAAAUGCCUUAUUUGCAGUACUUACCUGAAUCUGAAAUUGAAUUAUUUUCUACUUCUGAUGCUGGUGUUUACCUUGGCACCUUUCUGGUCAGGCAGAGGAAAGUCAAGUCACUGAGUAUAAGAUGCCAUCUGCUCUGGUUUCCCCACUUAGAAGGAUAGUGAGAGAAUAAAAUUUCAAGUUAAACGGGACCUACGCUAAGGAAAGUGCUGCAUCCUUUCUACUGAUCAGUAAAGAUGUUGAGAAAUACUGGGUGUGUCUUCGAUCUGUUUCCCAAGAGCUCAGCCUAGUCAUCUGCACAUGGGUGGGGAGGCAGGAGGUUCCAGCUGCAGCCCAAACUAACUCUCUUUAAGAUGAGGGUGAUUGGAGGCUGGUGUUUGCUUUUCUUUUGGAUGCGAAGACCAUAAACACUACUUUAAGUGUUUUUUACAUUUAUUAAUAAUAUUGCCAGUGCUUUACAUUGCUUUUUCCCCCCUUUUCCCCGUUUGUCUCCUCCAGUUCAGUAAUGGUAGGCUCCAUGUGUUGCAGGUCACAUGGUUCCAUGACACAUGUGUGUGUGUGUAUAGGUGAGAUGCCUGGGGACUCUGCUCAGACUGUGCUGAACUUCCCUCUUCAGAGCCACUCAUCAUUUGAGAGAAGUCACCUGCCACCAUGAUGGCUGGGGGCUUAUCUGACACCAAGUCAGCUACUCCAGAAGUUCAGCAGCUUGUUAACCAGGUGAAGCCACAGUUUGAAAGCCGGGCAGGCAUGAACUGUGAUGUCUUUAGAGCCACAGCAUAUAAGACUCAAGUGGUUGCUGGGACAAUCUACUUUAUUAAGGUCCAAGUUUCCGAUGCCGAAUAUGUCCACUUAAAGGUGUUUCAGAGUCUUCCUUAUGAGAACCUAGGUCCCAGCCUUGUCAGUUUUCAGACCGGCAAAACCAGAGAUGACCCUCUGACCUACUUCUAAGACUUGAUGUGCUGCAGUGCCUCACCUCUGCAAAUCCUAUGGGGAUUCUGCCUGUGACAGUAAAUAAAAUAA